AUGGAUGAAUCAGCAGCUACACAGUUUCAUCUAUGGCAAAAUUUUGUGGCCCAUUCGUCGGACGUAAAGGCAGUGGAACCAACAACUCAAGGACAUUUAGCAACGGUCAGCAGGGAUGAAACCGCAAAGAUGUGGGUAUUGAAGUAGGUGUUUUUCUUUCUGUUUUUGAUUUUAGGUUUGAAUGAAAGAUGAUUGGGGAUAAUAUCUUCAGUGUUUGAUGUUUUGAGAGGUUUUAUAAACGAUAUUUGUUAAUAUGAAACUAAGAGUGACAUUAUUUUGUAGGGAGAACGGGUAUGCACAGGAAGCCUUAUUUAAGAAUGGUCAACAUGUCAAUUCGGUAGCGUUUUAUGAAACUGAAAGUGACGGGGAAUUUAUAGUUUGUGGACGUAAGGAUGGGACGAUUGCUUUAUUUUCGCCAACAAGCGCAGAGCCAGUUGCUGUAAUCAAGGCUCACAAUAUGAAUGGUACGGUUGUAUUUUAAAAGUUUUUGUUACGUAGGGUUUUUAAAAUUAAUGUGAUUUGUUUAGUGUGCGCUCUACGGGUUGACAAUGCGACUGGAAGAUGUAUCAGCGGCAGUUGGGAUGCUAAAGCUGUUGUUACAGACCUCAAGAAGGCUUUGGCGGGUCAGUCUAGCCAAAUUUACUCUCUGAAUGGCCACAAACAUUCUGUAUGGGCGGUGGAAUUUGUCCCACAUCAAACAGAUUGUUUUGUGACUGGAUCCGCCGAUCGUACUAUAAAGCUAUGGCGUGGUAACGAAUGUAUAAAGACGUUGGAAGGACAUCAAGAUGUUGUUCGUUCUGUUAUUGUGCUCUCUAACGGAAAUAUCAUUUCGUCGGCAAAUGACAGUACCUUGAGAUUGUGGUCAUCAGAUAGUGGAAAGUGUCUGGAAGCUUACGAUUCUUACCAUGGCGAAUUUAUUUAUUCGUAAGUUGGUUUAUUUUAAAGAUUAAUAACUUUUCUUCUUUAUUGUUUAUGUUAAAGUGAAAAAUUUUUAAUUAAAUUUUGAUUAUUUUCAGUACGGUUUUGAUAAAUCAUCCUUGCGGCCGCUCGUUUGUUGCAUCUUGUAGUGAACGUGGUUAUAUUGAGGUUUACUCAUUGGAAGCUGAAAACUCAGCUUUGCGAUUUUUACAGCCGGUCAGAAUACCAGCCGUUUCUUUAUGGUCUAUUCGAAGCAUGAGAAAUGGAGAUUUUGUAGUAGCUGCUGAGUAAGUAAUAUUUUUUGUAUUUUAUAUUUUCUUUUUUAGCAACGGUUUUAUUUAUGUCUUCUCGAUGGAUCCAGAAAGAAAAGCUCCAGAACCAGUAGAAGCUGCAUUUGAAGUGGAAGUGUCCGAGUUUAUUGCCAAAGAAGUAGCUGCCAAAGCAGCUGAACAACAAGAUAAAGUUACUAUUAAAGUGUCAUUGGACGAUUCUGGUCGGCAGCUGGAUUUAGUAUAUACAAAAGGUCAAAAUCCCAUUGAUACGGCGAAACAUUUUCUGACGGUAAGUUGAAAUUUAACAUGGUUGGUUUAGUAAUUUUGUUUUUAUUGUUAAUUUAUUGGUAUUUCUUGAUUUUAUAGUUAUAUAUUUUAGCAAAAUAAUCUUCCUAUUUCUUACUUGAAUGAAAUUGUCGACUAUAUCAAGACCCAUAUCCCGGAAGCAAAGAAUUUUGAGCAGUUUAAGUCGACCAAGCCUGCGGUUGUAAAGCCAGGAGUAAGUGUGGUUUAACAAUUAUGUUUUUAAAAAGGAUAUAAUUUUUAUCGGAAGCAAUAAAUUUUUUUUUUUCAGAAAGCUGACUACGAGUUCGAAAUUUCAACCUCAGAGAACAACACAUUCUUCCUCAGCUAUAACGUAGGCGAAGAUCCGAAUAUGGCUGCUCAGAGGUGUUGUGAACAAAACAAGCUUCCUAUCGCAUUUAUUCCACAAUUAGUACGACACAUACAAACGAACGUACCUGAACUCAAGGGUCUUCAAGGAAGCGCCUACGCUGACCCAUUUACUGGAGGCGGCCGUUACGUUCCAGGUCAAACGGCUUCUUCCAGUGGAGACUACGGUGACCCAUUCACAUCGGGUGGACGCUACAUUCCGGGUCAAAGUGCUUCGAACUCCAGUGUUGGUAAGAUUUUAUUCAAUUUUUUGAUUCUUUAUAAUUUUUCUGUAAAAAAAAUAAAAUUUUUUAGGUAUUUAAAAACUUUGAUAUAUUUUAUGAGUAGUAUUUAAAAAUUGUCCUUUUCAGGCGGUGGAGAUCCAUACACCUCAGGCGGAAGAUAUAUUCCCAGUCAAGGCGCAAAUGAUUUGGUACCAAAUGCAUCAUUACCGGUUGACAAGAAAAAACCAACGUCAGAAUUUGUACCGAUCAAAGACCUUAUCUUAUUUUCUGACAAAGCUGAUCAAAAAGCUAUCGACGCUUUGAAGAAGGCCAAUUCUGAAGUUGGUGCUGAGUUUGAGCUGGAGGAGCCAUUGGUAUGUUGACAUUUUUUAAAUUAAAUUUGUAUUUGAAUUAUCCUAUUUUUAUAAAAUAUUUCUCAUGUAAAAUAACUCAUAAUUUCAGAUUGAAUCUCUGGUUCAAAUGUUCCAACCGGACUUUGAGUACAACGAAAUUCAAACGUUGGCAUUGGAGAAAGCUUUGCAAUGGCCGAUGGAGAAGAUCAUGUCGGUUGUGGACGUAUUCCGCUACGCUCUUCUCAACGAAACCCACAAUGCCAGCUUUUGUUUACCACCAAAUGGAGAUCAAACGUUGGAACGGCUUCUGACUUUGUUGAUAUCGGAUCAAACGUUCAAAAUUCGAACUAUGGUUUGCAGAGCCUUCGCGAAUGCUUGCAAGCACGAUGCUGGCCGUCAGCUACUGCUGAGAAGACUAAACGAUGUGGCGGAAGUUGUUGGAACUUGCAUUUUGUGGGAAAAACCGAUUUUGCAGGUAAAUUUUUAUGGCUUUUUAGCCAAUAUUCUUAUUUUUUCGGCGUACAACUGGGUAAGGGUUUUUGGUGUUUGAAAUGUUGUUAGCAUUUGGGAUUUUGCUUUUGGAAUUUACGGUUUCUUUGAUUUUGUUUAUUUUGGGGGUUUUUAUACAAAAAAGAAUGGUUUUUGAGUGAUCGUUGUUUUCUUGAGUAUGUUUCCGUACUUUAUGUGAUCAUUGUCUUAUUCAAUUCUAUUAUUAUCUGUUUUUAUAUUACUUUGUAAAUUUUUAUACUUUCUUUAAUAUUACUUUUUUUAGCAAGCUGCUGUUUCCGUGUUUUGUAACUUGGCGUACAGCUUGUUGAAACAAACCGAAGGAGGCGUUGCCGAAAUAGGCCCUAGAGAAGACCUUUUGAGAGCUAUCAUCAAAGCAACCGAAGGAACGAUUUCUUUCUCGCACUUGUCAGCGUUGACAAUAUUCCGUUUGCUACAAUGUAUUGUAACGUUGAUGUGGGGAGACUCUACAGUAAUCAAAAUGGGAAAACAGCGCGGAGUAUCCGAAAUUGUACAACGAAUCAAGGACGCAACCACUGAAGAAGCCAGCAAAAACAUUGCUCGUGAUAUCUAUGUUAUGACUUUUGAAGUCUGA
Molecule: messenger RNA, 3520 nt
Organism: Bursaphelenchus okinawaensis
Lineage: Eukaryota; Metazoa; Nematoda; Chromadorea; Rhabditida; Aphelenchoididae
Source: the annotation of a GenBank genome assembly